Messenger RNA from Linum tenue, 882 nucleotides. NCBI's taxonomy places the organism in Eukaryota, Viridiplantae, Streptophyta, Magnoliopsida, Malpighiales, Linaceae. The record is from the annotation of a GenBank genome assembly.
AUGCUACCAUUCGAGCACAAGACUGUUUUGGAUAAAUGGGGAGUAAAUUUCCAGCCAUUCAUCUCGGAGAAGGUUAGCGUUGUUGUUGGAGAUGUCUCCUGCGAGGGUUUGGGGAUUCAUGACUUCCAUUUGAAAGAAGAAAUUCUGAAAGAAACUGACAUGGUUCUCAACUUCGCCGCCAUCACCAAGUUUGAUGAAAGGUACGAUGUGGCACUUGGGACAAAUACUUUUGGAGCUUUGAACGUGCUAGACUUCUCGAAGAAAUGUGCCAAAGUCAAGUUGGUUGUCCAUGUCUCAACUGCAUACGUUUAUGGGGAAGAGCCAGGACUUCUAAUGGAGAAGCCGCUAAGAUGGAGAAGAGCAAGAAAUAACAACAACAUUGCUGAAGUAUUGAAUUGUGAAACUGAGCUUCUCCAAAACAGACUGCAAGAACUCCAUUCCAAAAAACUUCCCCACAAAGAAAUUGCCUCUGACAUGCGAAAUCUCGGCCUGGAAAGGGCGAAGUACUAUGGAUGGCCUAACACUUACACGUUCACUAAGGCAAUGGCAGAGAUGGCACUUCUCGACUCCAAGGGCGACCUCCCUCUUGUCAUCCUAAGGCCAACAAUGAACCCAAUAAGACUGCCAGAGGUUCACAAGAUGGGCCAGGCUUUCUUCUCCAAAGAUCCAUGGAGAGAUCGCCACGAGAAGCCCGUAAAAGUCGGCAAUGGGCUUACUGAUUUCGACGACACGAACUUGGAGGAGUUGAGGAAAAGGACUAGUGAAAAAGGGUUGUACGAGGUGGAUGGGGUUGAGUUAAACAUGGAUACGAGGAGCAUCAAUUGGGAGGACUACAUCAUGAAUGUCCACAUUCCUGGUCUUGUUAAAUUCGUCAUGAAAUGA